UUUUGCGCACUAGGUCGAAAACGAAUGUCGCCUGUGUUAGCUGUGAGCUGGUGCUGUCAUUGUUAUUUACAUUUUGGAUCCGUAAUUGAUGAAUUCACAGUGACAUGAUGGAGUCAGGCUUCGAAUGGCCGUGGCAGUAUUCUUUCCCGCCAUUUUUCACGAUCCAACCAAAUACAGACACACGUACUAAACAGUUAGAGGACUGGUGUUCCUUGCUGCUUCAGUAUUGUAAAUAUCACUCCAUCUACAAAAUAGAUAUCGGUGAUGCCCAGAGCAGCUCUCUUUUCUGGAACAAAGCAAUUAACAGACGGCUGCAGACUGAGGGCAUUAAUUCAAUUAUGGAGCGUCUGAAAGAUCAAGGUAACCUUGAAUGGGAAGAUUCCAAAACGAAAAACAGAUGCUUCGUUUACUGGAGAACGCCAGAAGAGUGGGCUGAUGUCAUUAAUGCUUGGGUGAAAACUAAUGGUUUGGAUGACACAGUCUGCACCCUUUAUGAACUAACUAGUGAAGAAGGAGUCGGAAAUGACGAAUUCAAAGGAAUCGACAUGUUUGUUCUGAAAAAAGCACUGCAGGUAUUAGAGAGAAGAGGAAAAGCACAACUCAUCGUUGGGGAUGAUACAAUGGAAGAAGGAGUGAAAUUUUUUUCCUAAGGGUUUUCUCAGUUUCAAUGGUAGUAAGCUUUUUAAUUCAUUAAAUGACUCGACAGUUUUGCCAACAACUUUGUUUACCCUAUUGUGAAGUAAUCGGUACGAUCUGAAAGUAAA
Molecule: messenger RNA, 764 nt
Organism: Rhopilema esculentum
Lineage: Eukaryota; Metazoa; Cnidaria; Scyphozoa; Rhizostomeae; Rhizostomatidae
Product: vacuolar protein-sorting-associated protein 25
Biological process (GO): protein transport to vacuole involved in ubiquitin-dependent protein catabolic process via the multivesicular body sorting pathway
Cellular component (GO): ESCRT II complex
Molecular function (GO): structural molecule activity; protein homodimerization activity
Source: RefSeq, a predicted model, not a curated record